AUGGCAGAUGCAUCUCAUGCGCCGUCUACUAUUGGGCUUGGCCUCAAUCUGCCCCAGGACGCAGACAUAUCACACUUCUCUCUAAGAAGCGAGCAAUCUGCGCCACCACCCAUUCCCGUACCUAUCAUCAAGGGACCUCCUCCGCCCAGGCCAGUCCGCUUCCAAGCAACCGUCGAUGAUGACUCCGACGCAGAGACGGCAUCGCCCGUCUCGCCAAAGGAUACUCCAAGGAGAUAUCCAUACAAGCCUGCUGGUGAUUCUACGCCAGCAUCUCCCACUUCUCCUAUGUCGCCACAGACACCUCACUCGCACUCGCACUCGCACAAUAAGACAUCUGCCUCGCCAUCCUACUCCCAUCACAACGCAAGGAAAUCAUAUCCUCCGGGGACAUACGCAGUCCCCAAUACAACACUUACACCACCUUCGUCUGCAGAGUCUAGCCCCAAGCAACGGCCUACUGUGCAUUUUUCCACCAGACCACCCGUGAUACUACACCAUAGAUCAAACAGUUUAGCGUCAGAGACAUAUCCCUCACCGCCACGGUAUGGCAGUUCCCCUAAGAGUGUUAGCGAGUCUCGUGUGGCGGUGGAUAGGCAAUGGGGGGGGUUGUUUACAGAGUAUGGCGAACCAACUAGGAGGUUGGGCUCGAUACUGCGAGGAUUGGCAAAUUACAUGAUUCGAGAAUGCGAACCACGUUAUUCACUCGUCGUGACCCCAGCCAAAAUGUACGCCUUUUACAGGAAAUACAAACUCGACAAGGAACAAUUCCCCUUUCAAGGGAUAUUCGACUACCAAUCUCGCCACUGCCUUCGCAACCUAGAGCUUCUCUACCAAGACCUCUCAUGCGAAUACCACCUCAUCCAAGACCACCACCACUCCACAAGGCCCUACAUCCCGGCCCUCACACCCGCCGGCUUCCAGACCUGGUUAACGACCUUUAUCCAGUCGUCGCCAGACCACGAGGCCCAGCGACUCCAAGCCAUCCUCGCAGAUGUUCCCCUCGAAGCUGACUCCCCAGCUCACGAACGACUCCCCACCCAUCUACCCCGGCACUCACUCCCCAUGCACAGAAACGAUCGCACAUACAAAGAUAUUGUCUGCGCCCUAGACGACUGGAACAAACGCAUGGGGAGCACAUCCGAGCCCACAUCCCCCUCGUGGAGCAACAUUAUCUUCGAGGCAUUCCGGGGCACUUCUCAAGUCAGCACGGGCAGGCGCGAGAAGUACACAGAUGAGCACAAGCGGCACAAUCGACGACCAUCAGAGGAUGUUACCAUAUCGCCUGCCAAUACUUCGGCGCGGGGGCAGAAAAACAGAGACACACGGCCACCACAGCCAGUAAAUUACGUUAGCACCCGGGAUCGGGAGCCUGAGCCACGGUACUUCCCUAGCUCAAAGAGCGAACCUGCAAGGAGGUAUUCUGAGCCGUCGCCGGAGAGAAUCAAGAAUGGGUACACGAGCAGACGGCGAGAUAGGAGCCCCAAGUCUGCGAGGGCAGAGUCCAUUGAUACCGCGAGAAGACAUAAGUAUUCUACGCGCAGGGAUAGUGCUAGCUCUUCGAGGGGCCGAGGGGAUUCGAAAGGCACGUCGCCAGCACGGGCCGAUAGUUAUAGGUUCUUUCAGGGGAGGGCGGCGGGGCCAACUUAUGACGAGUUUUUGCGAGAGAAGGUGAGGGCUUGA
Molecule: messenger RNA, 1680 nt
Organism: Pochonia chlamydosporia 170
Lineage: Eukaryota; Fungi; Ascomycota; Sordariomycetes; Hypocreales; Clavicipitaceae
Product: hydroxyproline-rich glycoprotein DZ-HRGP
Exons: 3
Coding region: 1-1680 (559 amino acids)
Source: RefSeq, a predicted model, not a curated record